Messenger RNA from Penicillium canariense, 1305 nucleotides. RefSeq lists its product as uncharacterized. The record is from RefSeq and is a predicted model, not a curated record. The coding region runs from base 1 to 1305 and encodes 434 amino acids. Lineage: Eukaryota; Fungi; Ascomycota; Eurotiomycetes; Eurotiales; Aspergillaceae. The transcript has 2 exons.
AUGGCAGAUCCUCUGAGUAUCACUGCUUCGGUACUGGCUGUAAUUAACGCUGCCGUUCUAUCCACCAAAUCACUCUAUGAAGCAAUUUCACGCUUCAAAGUUCGCGACAAAACCUUACGGAGGCUUCAAAGCGAGCUUCAAGAUCUCACCAGAAUUCUAGACUCACUGAAGCAAGUCGCUGAUGCGGAAGCGGCCAUGCUGGAGCUCCUCCAGGGUCCAAUUGACCGCUGCAGCCAAGUCUGCCACGAGUUUGAAGAAUCGAUGGAAUCGUUCUGGCGAAAAUCAAAGACGGGCAUUCGGGAUUGGACAAAAAUGGAAUUCAUGAGAGGAGAUAUCAACGAAUUUAUAGACAUAAUAUCUGGUUACAAAUCCACGAUUUCAGUCGGUUUAGGCACCAUCACCAUACAUACCGCCAAAGUAUCUCAGCAAGUUCUUAAAGAUUACAACGAGAUGAUACAAGACACAGUGUAUAAUCUUGAGGUUCAUCUGCACCGGAUCGAUGAGAAAAUGGCGCGAUUUGCUAUGGACGAGAUAAGCGCCUCCGACUCAAGCAUCGGCCUGAAAGACGAAAAAGAAGUCACCCAACAAUGUCUUCGUAUUUGUGAAGAUGCGCGGUCUUAUAUUGAAUCUUUGAGCAACCGAGAAUCGUCCCUUCUACAAGAAGGGCCGCAAAACGUGAAUGAUGAUGGGCAAAGUUACUUCGAGGCGCAGCUGCUCACACGUCAAGCUCUAGAUAAGAAUCGAAAUAGCUUCGCAGCGAUUAUCGAUCAACUUCGGACUCGCUUAGAGUCCCUAGUUUUGAAAAAUGACCCUGGUGAUGAAAAUGAGAGAUCUCGUUUACUAAACGAUAUCAAUACCUCGAAGCAGUGCUUAGAGGUGUGCAAGGUGGCAAGUGAAGUUUCCACCCAGAAAAUAUACCGAAUUGGGGAGGUGAUUGCCGAUGGCGAAAGCGAUCAAGUAGUGGUGACUACUUUGGCCGAUCUGUUCGAUAUCAAGAAAGCGCUAUCCCAGGGCAACUCGGCACAGUUGGUUGGCUCAAUGUCGGAAGAUGCAUUGCUGCAUCUGGCCGAAAAGCGUUAUGCCAGUCGGUUUGGAGCACUUCCCCAAAAGCCCGGCUAUAUUGAAGCUGUUAGCACCAGAGUGCCUUUAGUCAACCAGACCACAAACGAUGGGCAUGCUUUUCCAACGCAAACUGCUUAUGACGAACAGUGUCCUGGACCAAGAACAAGUCCCAAUAGGCCGUCUUCGAACGAAGUGAGAAAACGGUCUACUCGGGAUGAAAUGGGAAAAAGCGCAUGUCAAUGA